This is a messenger RNA of Hyaloscypha bicolor E, 1341 nucleotides long. Its product is annotated as putative calcium homeostasis protein Regucalcin. Lineage: Eukaryota; Fungi; Ascomycota; Leotiomycetes; Helotiales; Hyaloscyphaceae. Gene Ontology annotation, molecular function: calcium ion binding; gluconolactonase activity. The transcript is spliced from 2 exons. Bases 1 to 933 code for a protein of 310 amino acids. Gene Ontology annotation, biological process: L-ascorbic acid biosynthetic process. The record is from RefSeq and is a predicted model, not a curated record.
AUGACCGGAAUAAAACAAUGGGUUGUCAAAGAGCCAUGGCUCGACCUCCAUUGCGAGUUAGGCGAAGGGCCGUAUUACGAAGUCGCAACAAAUACGCUGCGUUUCGUGGACAUUAAAAAGAAAGAACUGCAUACAAUCAAUGUUGCCCAAGAACCGAUGAGCUUAAAGACGCUGCAGCUGGAUAUGCCCAUUGGAGUCACGGCCAACAUCGAGGGCGACAAUCCGCAAGAGAAGAUCCUGAUUGCUGGGAAGAGUGGGAUUUACAUUUUGGAGCGGAAGACAGGCGAGGUUGAACUAUUGAAGAAGUUCUAUGAUAACGAGGAGAAAGACGAGAGGCUGAGGAGCAACGAUGGCGCGGUGGACCCGCAAGGCAGGUUCUGGGUCGGCACUAUGAAUGACUUCUGGCUUGGAGACGUCUAUGCAGAAGGCUCAUUAUUCCGCUUCAACUCCGACCUCUCCCGAACAACUCUAAAAACGGACCUCACAAUCCCCAACAGUGUCGGCUGGUCCCUCGACCACAAGACCCUCUACUUCGUCCACACAACCGCCAAGCACAUCCUCGCCUACACCUACUCGCCCACCACCGGCUCCAUCUCUGACGAACGCAUCUUUUACCAACACCCUGGUCCUGGCUUCCCCGACGGAUUCCGGAUCGAUAAGGAAGGCUUUAUCUGGCAGGCGAUUUAUGGGGAGGGGAAGGUGUUGAGGAUUAGUACGGAAGGGAAGGAGGGGAAGGUUGUUGGGGAGGUGAGCUUCCCAACGAGAAAUAUCACUUGUCCCGUUUUUGUGGGAACAGAGAUUUGGGUUACUACUGCGGCGGAGGAGGAUGAGAGGGAGGUUGAGAGUCUGAGGUACGGGGGUGGGAUUUUUAAGUGCGAUGUUGGUGUUGGAGGGAGGAAAGAGUUUGAGUUUAGACUUGAGAGGGAUGUUUAGAGGGGAGGCGAUUUUGGGGUGGUGAUUUGGUGGGAAAGUUUAUAGAGCUUAGAACAGACGGCUAGAUUUCUUGGUAUAGGAGAAGUGGUUGUCGACAUCUUCUGAUAUACCCGUUCUCACUCCUACUAACUCGAUGACCAGGUAAAUCAGGCUGGAUUCUGCAGGCCCACCCAACCAUUGAGCAACAAGCAGGUGCUUGUGCUAGUCCAAAGGGAACUGGAUGUAUCGCUGGGAAAAUUGAGAGUUCUAUAUGGAGGGCGUUAGAUGUUUGCAUUGUGGAGGUUAGAUGUACUUUUUAUUUUUGGCGUACUGGUUAGAUCGCAAGAAUUGCUGGUUAUGAAAAUGUCCUCGAGUGAUGAAUUCCCAGUUGGCGAGUUGGCCAACGUCCCUAUGACCUUUGUCAGAUUG